Molecule: messenger RNA, 2086 nt
Organism: Culicoides brevitarsis
Lineage: Eukaryota; Metazoa; Arthropoda; Insecta; Diptera; Ceratopogonidae
Gene: Frmd5
Product: FERM domain-containing protein 5
Exons: 6
Coding region: 106-1788 (560 amino acids)
Cellular component (GO): cytoskeleton
Molecular function (GO): cytoskeletal protein binding
Source: RefSeq, a predicted model, not a curated record
AGUUGUAGGAGGAUGAUUUUUAAAUUAAAUUUAAUGUAAAAAGUGGAAAAUACUUGAAAAAUUUGUAACCAGCAGCGAGAUAAAGUGUAAUUGCAUGCAGAAAUCAUGUUCAAAGGACGCAGCGAAGGAAAUGUCGUGUACAAAUGCACAGUUCGUCUCUUGGAGGACGACGAAAUUUUAGAAUGCGAAUUUCAACCAAACCACAAAGGAAACUUCUUGCUCGAGUACGUUUGCGAGCAACUGCAAAUAACUGAAAAAGACUACUUUGGGCUUCGAUUUAUUGAUAAUUUUAAAAAUAGGAACUGGCUCGAUUUGUCGAAAACAAUCAUAAAGCAAGUGAAAGAUGUAGAUCCGUUAGUGUUGUCAUUUAGGAUCAAAUUCUAUCCGGCAGAUCCGGGAAGAAUGUCUCUAAAUGGCAAAUACAUGGUUUUUCAGCAGUUGAAGCGUGAUUUGCGACAUGGACGUCUUUAUUGUUCGUUGAAUGAAGGAGCGACGCUCGGAUCUCUAAUUAUCCAAGACGAGCUCGGUGACUACGAUCGUGAAAUCCACACAGAAAAUUAUGCACAAUCGCUCCGCCUGGCAUUACGUCAAACGGAUCAACUUGAACGCAAAGCCAUCGAGUUGCACAAGAAACGCGAGCCCGGAUUGGAAGCAAGUGUCGUUUAUGAUGAAUUUAUUGCGCUCGCAAGAACUUUGGAGACUUACGGCAUUGAUCCGCAUCCCGUGAAAGAUCAUCGAGGCACACAAAUUUACUUGGGCAUCAAUUUUACGGGCAUCAGCACGUUCCAAACGGGAAAACGACUGCAACACUAUCGAUGGCAUGACGUGCAUAAACUGAACUUUGAGGGAAAAAUGUUCAUAAUUCACUUGACGUUCACCGAUGAUCGACGCGAGGUGAAGAAACACACAGUGGGCUUUAAAUGCACGUCAGGGGUCACGUGUCGCUAUGUCUGGAGAUGCGCCAUCGAGCAAAUGUUGUUUUUUACUCUUCCAUCAAGCUCACACGCCUCUGUCAUGUCGGGCGGCGGAUUUUUCUCCUUUGGCACCAAAUUCCGUUACACAGGACGAACUGAACGCGAAAUCAUGAGUGAGAGACUAGCUGCCUUGAACAAGGACGGCUCAAAUACGAGUCCGAGCAAGAGGAAAGCUAGUAGUGUUCCUGCCACGCCAAGCAGUCCUCAGGGAGAGUUACUUGAUAUUCGUUACAACACACUUCCACGCUCAACAAUGUCCGAACCGCUGGGCAAUACCGAUCAAGCGUCUUCCGUUUAUUGUCCGGAUCCGAUUCUCGAGACAGUUUGCGAGGAACGUCGCGGCGUCAAUGGCAGCGGAGUGGUUCACAGCGGUGUCGGCGACGUCAUUGGCAACGACGAUCAUCUCUCCGACUACUAUUUCCGUGACUCGUUCGAGCAUUCGUCGCAGGAAUCGGGCUUUACGAGUGUCAUAGAUGCGCGUGCUGGCGGCCCUUAUCGUCAAUUUGGCGUAACAAGUGGCGGCGGCGAUGCCGUUCCCCUCGGUUUUCAGAAUUCCGUGAACAAUGCCGCCCUGAUAAUUCAACAAAAUGCCACAAAUGACGCGCGAAUCAAGAAGUUUUCCAUUUUACAUGCAUUUAUACCGUCAUUCCUCAUCGUCUUGAUAUUGCUUGCGGUGUCGACGGUGUUCAUUCUCGAGUCGGAAUCCGAUGUUUUUCGCCAGAUAAAGGACUGGCCGGAGAUGUUGUCGCUCAAUUAUCAGUACUAUCAGCCGUUUAAGGCGUACAUGGCGAAGACUUUUGGCGGGAUUUUUUGAUCUUUCGGCACGUUGUUGUCGUCAAAUGUGAGUGCGGAAGACGACAAUAACGGCGCCGCUGCACGAGACGAAGAUCCGUACACCUGAUUGAUCCGCAUGAUGCCACGUCUGAGGAUCUGUAGCAAUAGCUUUGCUUUUUAAAUAGCAAUCGAGAUGAAAUGAGAAUCGAAUCAGUGAACAUGUGAUGCUUGAUAUGUUUCCGUUUUGGUUGAAAAUUCAUUUUUUUUCACAGCAAACGCCAACCACCGCAAUCAGAGUUAGAAUCAAUCACGUCUUAUUACUCUCUAUCUCUAAUGAG